This is a messenger RNA of Elaeis guineensis (African oil palm), 1617 nucleotides long. RefSeq names its product trihelix transcription factor ENAP2. Gene Ontology annotation, molecular function: transcription cis-regulatory region binding. Lineage: Eukaryota; Viridiplantae; Streptophyta; Magnoliopsida; Arecales; Arecaceae. The record is from RefSeq and is a predicted model, not a curated record. Gene Ontology annotation, cellular component: nucleus.
CGUCAAAACGCCCGUCAGGAGGGCAUCGCCGGUCGGCAGAAACCCUUCUCCCCCCCCGCUCCAUCCCGUCGCCCUCCCCACCCGAAGCCCCAAAAAGCAAAUUCCCACCCUUUUCCCCUCGCCGUCUCCACUUGAUCCCUCUCCCCCACGCCUUCCGCCGGAUCUCCACUAUGGAGGACGACGACGACGCCCGCUCCGACUCUCUGUCCCCAUCCCCGCCGCCGUCGCCGCCCGCGCCCCUGCACCCUGUCUCCGUGGUGGCGCCCUCCACUGUCGACGACGACCCGAGCCCCGACGCCAACGGUCGUACCGCCAUCGAGCCCGUCACCGUCGCCGCCCCGCCCCACCACUCCCUAACCCUAGCCCUCCCCAUUCAACGACCCUCCGCCGCCAGCACCCCUGGCGGCGGCGGCCGGGAAGAUUGCUGGAGCGAGGGCGCCACCUCCACCCUGAUCGAUGCGUGGGGCGAGCGGUAUCUGGAGCUCAGCCGCGGCAACCUGAAGCAGAAACACUGGCAGGAGGUGGCCGACGCCGUCACGAGCCGCGAGGGCUACACGAAGACCGCGAAAACCGAUGUCCAGUGCAAGAACCGGAUCGAUACUCUCAAAAAGAAAUACAAGAUCGAGAAGUCCAAGAUCGUCUCCGGCGUCGCCGCCACCUCCUCCUGGCCCUUCUUCAGCCGCCUCGAUGACCUCCUCGGCCCCAACCACAAGCCCACCCCGGCCCCAGCCCCUGCCCCGGCCCUGCCUCCCCCUGCCAAUCCGAGCAACCCGCAACAUCCCUCGAAAAUUCCGGCCGGCGUCCCGAUCCUCCCCCAAUUCCCCCAGCGGCAGCGCACCUCUCACCGCUCUUGGAACCAGAGCAAGAAGAGGAGGAGAUCGCCGCCGUCGGUGUCGUCCCGGUCGGCCGGGAGGUCGGCGGACUCAUCCGACGGGUUCCCUCCGGAGCCGUCUGCGAACAGGAAGAGGCGGAAGCGGGCGAGCGGGGUGGAGGACGAGAAGGAGGGGAUGCAGGAGCUGAUGCAGGCGAUAGUGAGGUUCGGGGAGGUGUACGAGAGAGUGGAGAGCUCGAAGCUGCAGCAAGCGAUGGAGAUUGAGAAGCAGAGGAUGGCGUUCACGAAAGAGCUGGAACUCCAGAGGAUGGAGUUCCUUAUGAAGACCCAGAUGGAGCUCACCCAGCUGAAAAGCCGCCAUCUUGGGAAGAGGAGGAGGAGGGAUGAAGCUGGUGACAGCGGCAACCGCCGCCGCCACCACCACCACCGGAACGGCAACAGCAGUAACAGUAAUAACAGUCAAAACAGUGGGUAGAUAAGGGGUAGGUAGGAGAGUUUUAUGGUCAUUUGGGUGUUAGGAAAGAUUUGGAAGCCAAUGUCAGCUAGAUCUAAUAUGGGAGUUUGUAGACAGCCCUAUCCCUCUUCUGCAAUCUAAAGAAGGUUGAAAGGAAUUGUACUCUGUUCUCUGUCAGGCAAAUUUAAUGAUUAAUGUUACGGUGUUGGUAAUUAUGAAAAUGAUCUUUUUUAGAAAAUGGAUGUGCUUUUCUCUGAAAUUUUUGACAGAUGAUGUAAAGUGGAAAGCUUCUGAGCGGCAGGAUGAAUUUGGAAAUCAAAUGUUAGGAUUA